Amphibalanus amphitrite is the source of this 1912-nucleotide messenger RNA. RefSeq lists its product as uncharacterized. The record is from RefSeq and is a predicted model, not a curated record. The coding region runs from base 268 to 1851 and encodes 527 amino acids. NCBI's taxonomy places the organism in Eukaryota, Metazoa, Arthropoda, Thecostraca, Balanomorpha, Balanidae. The transcript has 2 exons.
GCAGCGACAGAGCAGAGGGGUCAUACAGAGCCUCAGCAGUCACAGCAGGCAGACUACUCAAGGGUGCUGCUCACUCAGCUUCAGAAGGGCCAGUUGCCUAAGCUGGAGAUACCGGUCUUCGACGGCGAUGUAACGAAGUAUCGCAGUUUUGUUAGAGCUUUCGACUCCAGAGUCGCCAGUAAAACUGAUGAUCCCGACGAGAGGCUUUAUUAUCUUCAGACCUAUUUGCGCGGGAAGCCUCUUGAUAUCGUACGUGGAUGCGCGCAUAUGUCAGAUGGGUCGGGUUAUCUGGAGGCCAGGCGCCUGCUCAACAGGCGAUAUGGAGACCCUGAUUCGGUGUCUUCAGCAUUUGUCGACAUUCUGACUGAUUGGAAUUCUAUCAAGCCGGGUGAUGUGGACAGCCUGGACAAGUUCUCCAUCGCGCUCACGUCGUGUCUCAACGUGAUGAAAGAUAUACCUCCAGGGUCGAGAGAGACCGACCAUCCAAGAACGAUGCGCAAGAUAGUGGAAAAGCUUCCCUAUCACUGCCAGGACAGCUGGCGCAAUAGAGUGAUACAAAUAAAGGAAGAAGCAAACAGAAAGGUGACAUUUGAAGACAUCGUAGUUUUCGUUGACAGAGAAGUGAGAAAAAUCACAGAUCCCACCUUCGGGAAGCUGACCAAGCCAGAUGGAAGCGGUAAGAAGCCUCAUAUCGUGUCUGCAACAGGUGUCAAUAAGGACGCAUCUCCUCGGGUGAUGACGUGCCUGUACUGUGCCGAGCAGCAUUCAACGGAUUCCUGUGAGAGGCUGAAUCAUGAGCCCUAUGAAAAGAGAAGAACGUUCAUCGUUGAACAAAGACUUUGCUUCGGGUGCCUUCGGCAGCGGCAUCAGAUCAGUGUGUGCACAAAAAGGCUGUCCUGCAAGAUCUGCAAGGGUCGCCAUCCGACUCCGCUGCACAACGACAAGCAGGCAUCUCCUUCCGAAUUUUCUGCUACAAGCAAGCAAAGCAGUGGUAGCAGUGCAGGGCCGGCAGCCGUCGUAAGAAACGGACGAUUGGAAAUAGACGGCGCAGAAGUGGCGGCCGGUGCUCGCGGAGACUCGUCCACAAUGAUGGCAGUGAUACCCGUGUUAGUUCGAUCACCUGACGGCUCACGAUCGGUCGUCACUCAUGCGUUUCUGGACCUCGGGUCAAGUGCAACAUUCUGCACGGAUCUUCUGCUUAAAAGGCUGAACGUCAAGGGAAAAGCGACAAGGCUGACGAUGAUGACUGCUGCUUCUGAAAAUCAGUCCGUACAAUGUCAAGUAGUCGAGGGCUUAUCUAUUACAGGCCUUCAUUCUUCAACUGCUGUUCAGCUGCCACCCACCUACACACUUGAAAGGAUACCAGUUAAACACGAGGACAUCGCAACCCCAGCCGACAUCGGUAAAUGGAUGCAUCUCGAGGGAAUUCCUCUGACACAAGUAGACGCUGAGAUCGGCCUCAUGAUUGGCGGAAACUGUCCCGAAGCUUUGUGUCCACUUGAGGUCAGGAGAGGCGGUGAAGGCGAGCCAUUUGCGUUCCGUUCAGAGCUGGGCUGGGCUGUGUAUGGACCCCGAGAACUCCGAUCCACCAGAGAUCAUGGAGCGGCAAGAGUAAACAGAGUCAGUGUACUCAGAGGUGAUUCUGAUAUUCAUGAGAAGUUCGUCUCGCUAUAUAAUAAGGAAUUCGAAGACAACGGCAGCUCCACCGACGUGGGACUGUCAGUGGAGGACAGAGUGUGGUUGAAAACGGUCGAAUCGGGAACAAACGCUGACGGAAGAAUCGCUCCGCACGCUGUUGUGCGAGGUCGAGUCAAUACUGAAUUCGACUCCAAUCACCACCGUCUCAGGUGAUGCAACAGACUUGCAGCCGCUGACCCCAAAUGACCUUCUCCUGCUGAGGGGCGGUCCUACG